UCUCGAGUUUUAGGGCAUCCGCACCAAUGUGUUAUUACAGACAUUUUGACAACCCUCACCAUAACGCAGCAACCCCACUGGUGGUUGCGGUUCAGGUGUGAGAAAUAGUAAUCUGCCUCUCGGUGAAUAGUGAGUUAACAAAUUUGGCAACGCGAUAGCAACCGAGCCAACUGUUGCUAUUUUCAACAAACGUCAAACAUCUGUUGUGGGUUUAAUUCGCCUUGUGUUCGUUUUUGUGAUUUGGCUGGAAAAUUUUUUGGAGAUCUGCACCGAACGACAAGUGAUGGGGAAUCCAGAACUACGUGCCCCUACUGGCAUGAAAGCUCGAUGGCACCAAAUCAACAGAGUCGUCGCAAAGUUUGCUGGAUGUGUUGCCCAAAUCAUGAAUCGUGGCCAAAGUGGGGCUUCUCCGGAAGAUGCUAUCAAGCAAGCCAUUGCAUUGUUUGCAACAACGGAAAAAACCCCUUUUACAUUAAUGCAUUGUUACAUCAUUCUUCAAAGCGCUCCAAAAUGGCAACAAUAUCACACCGUAAAGAUAUCAAGUAAUCGGAAAACAUGCGUUGCAGAGAGUGUUGAUUUGGCCCUAGACGAUAUAUACGAAGCAGAUUCUGGCCCUUCACAUUCCAAUCGUCCGAUUUGCCAGAAAGCAUCCAAAACUCGGAAGUUGAACCAAGAGGUUGGUUCUAACACAGCAACUGAAAUGGCUCAAGCUGGCAAAAUGUUAGCGUAUGCUGCAAAUGAACGUCUUACCUUCAGCAAGCAAAAGGCAGUAGCUUUGACCAGGAUGGCAAAUUAUACCAUCGUUUUGCAGCUCAUGAGGGCGAUGCGUGCCGGAUGAAGGAUGGAACGGCAGGGAAGUGCACAAAAAGCUUCAACUGUGGAUGGUUUGUGACGAAUGUGCUGAAGAAGAAGCUGAUUCCGUACAGCAAUGUGGUGCGCUGUGGCUUUGUAGGCAGGGAUGAGGUCGUGUGUUGUCCGCAGGAGCAAAGCUCCGUCCGUAAGGCGACUCUGGCGUGCAGGAACUUCUUUGGCAGUACUCGGCUGGCCCAGCACAUAAUCGAAGGCGAACUCGCUGAGGAUGGCGACGUGCCGUUUAUAGCGGCACUGGGAUACGUGGCGCUGUCGAGCGAGUCUGAUGCGCAGUAUGAUUGGGGCUGCGGAGCGAGUCUCAUCUCGGCGCGUUUUCUACUAACGGCAGCGCACUGUGUCCGAGCAUCCCGGCGGCCGGUAGUGGCUCGGAUGGGUACACUUAGUUUGGAUCACUCCGAGUAUCCGGAAUAUAUACAAGACAGACGGCUGAAAACAUUUUACCUUCAUCCUGCGUACACUCCCAAAACCAAAUACAAUGAUAUCGCACUCAUCGAGAUCGAGUCGCCGUUCCUGUACGGGGAUAACGUAAAGAGGGCCUGUCUACACAGCGGUGAAAACGAUCUGCCUCCUUCGCAUCCACUGGAAACAGCGGGGUGGGGCAUAAUGGAUUUAGGUAGCGAAACCCGUUCGGAUAAGCUGCUGAAGGUGAGCCUCACGACGAUGCCACUAGGUGUGUGCAACAGGGAGAACAAACAGCGGCUUGGACAGUUCAACGAAAAGUUAGCUAACGGUGUUAUCCAAUCGCAGUACUGUGCCAUCGGGACGCGUGCAAGUUCCGGUAUGCGUCGGGACGCCUGCCAGGGAGAUUCCGGUGGUCCGCUGCACUACACGAACAGCACGGAGGAACGGUUCUAUCUCGUUGGGGUCGUGUCCUUUGGGCUGGGAUGCGGCGAAUAUGCGGGCAUUUACACACGAGUUGCGGCUUAUCUCGACUGGAUCGAAUCGAUCGUGUGGCCGGGCAGUGGUACACUGCUUGAGUAAAUAAACGUAAUGGCGACAAAAAAAUGUGACAUUGUUUGUUUC
Messenger RNA from Toxorhynchites rutilus septentrionalis, 1893 nucleotides. Its product is annotated as serine protease persephone-like. The record is from RefSeq and is a predicted model, not a curated record. Lineage: Eukaryota; Metazoa; Arthropoda; Insecta; Diptera; Culicidae. Gene Ontology annotation, molecular function: serine-type endopeptidase activity. Gene Ontology annotation, biological process: proteolysis. The transcript is spliced from 6 exons. The coding region runs from base 835 to 1851 and encodes 338 amino acids.